Messenger RNA from Anopheles funestus (African malaria mosquito), 1981 nucleotides. RefSeq lists its product as uncharacterized. NCBI's taxonomy places the organism in Eukaryota, Metazoa, Arthropoda, Insecta, Diptera, Culicidae. Bases 38 to 1978 code for a protein of 646 amino acids. The transcript has 2 exons. The record is from RefSeq and is a predicted model, not a curated record.
CUACCCGGCGCUACUGUUCUAAUAGCAAAUCGUAACCAUGUUAAAACCAUCGCAAUGUCUUUCCACAAUAUUGCGCCGCACAAUCACACAAUCUUGCUUUAAACGGGUACAUAUUACCAGGUACGUCGCAGUAAAGAAGUUUGUUGAUUCCGAGAAUGAUUACGCUAGCGCUGUUUUACUCAAACGAAGCAUGGAGGUACCGGUCAAGACGCACCUUAUGCCCGUGGAUAUGGACAAUAUCUUGCAAACACACGAUAGUUGGUGCAAUGAUGAUCCGGAAAAGGUAUUACUGCUUCUGAAGCACAUCGUUGCUUCGAUGGGAUCCACUAGCGAUGGUGCAUCACCGCUGGAAGAUGUUCGGUUUACCGAAUUUAUCAAAACGUUCGUGAAACUCGUACCGACAUUUAGCGACACACAGCUAUCCCAGGCACUGGAAACGCUUGCCGCACUGGAGGAGAUUAAAUCCAUUUACGAACCCAACUAUCUCAUACUGUGGACCACACUGGACAGCGAGUGUUUGGAGCGUGUGGCUAGCUGGAACGUGGAACAGCUGCUACAUUUUGCGGACCAGUGGUACCCGCUGCGGCUAGUAAAGCAGGGCAAGUUCGUGUACAAAGCAAUCUGGAAGAUAAGUAAUCGUUUGCGCAAACUACCGCCCGAACAGUUGUUGAAAACGGUUUUCUAUAUUAACUUAACGCGUGUGCCGGUGGAAAAUAUGAUGGAUAUCGAAACAAAUUUUCAACAAAACUUUGACGCUUUCACGAUCGACAAUAUAGCGAUAUUGUGUAUGGGAUUUUUUAAGACAGAAACACCGAUCCGAAAUAGUGAGCUGCUGGAGAAGAUUUACGGCAAAUUAAUCGCCCAUCUGCCUACGGUUGAAGACAUUGCUUUGACAGCGAUACUGAAGCUUUUGCGAUAUUCGUCUCGAAUACCGAACGUCACAUCGAUGCAGAAUCUGCUAGAUGCGCUUGUGCCUGAAAUAUCGAGACUUUCGUUAUUAGGCUGUCUUCAUGUGGCGUUGCUGGGCAGCGAUGUACACAUCUGCCAUCGGGGCACGCUCGAGCUGAUCGUGGAUAAGUUUCUCGCCCACAUUGACAAACUACGCCUGAAGGAUGCGGAACGGAUUGCGUUCGUGCUAGCGCACGGUAAUAUUACAUUAAAGGAAGGUCGUGAAAUGGUACUGCUGCGAACGAUACUGGCGGAUAUGCCGAACCGUGUGGCGGAAAUUGUACAGUACCCGAAAUGUUACGUAUCGCUGUUGCAUUUCCUUUCACUUCGGAACAUCUACGACACGACGUUCAUUUCGGGUGUGUUCGAUCGCCGAUUCCUGCAGCUAGCGUACAGUAGAAAUAUUGGCGGUGCUGGCCGGGAAACUGUUGGACUGGAUGCAUUUAUCGCCAUUAAUCUAGCGGAAGCAGCGUACGGUGGGAAUCGAUUUCCGGACCCCGCAUUCCGGUUGGUGUGUAAGCUUACGCAAGAUUACUUACCGAAUCCUAAGUACAAGCUAACCAAAUCUGAUCGUAUGCUGUUGGAUAUUCAGGCAACCUUUGCCACGUUAUCGAAGGUACCGUGUCAAGUAAUGCACCUGUUGCCACAUUAUCAACGGCCUGAUAUAUUGUUCUGCUUCAAUGAACGGACACGGCAGGUGGUAGCGCUGGGUGAAAACAGCGAAAUUGAUGUGCCCAAUACGCACAUAAUAAUGCAACGGGAAAAUAUUUUGGGAGAACGUAGCUGUGAUAAAAACCUAAAACUCGUUGCAAUCGUUGUUGGCUCGUGGAAUUGUUAUAUACGCAACGAUAGACGGCGUACCGGUGGGUACGCGAUGAAGCUGGCACAGUUAAGAAAAUUAAACUAUGACACGAUUGAGAUACCGUGGUACGAGUGGCCGGUCUACUCUCGGGACGACAUGCGAAAGUAUCUCGAGACGAAACUGUCACCGUUCCUGCACAAAGCACGUAAGAUAGAGAUGAUUAAAUAAACG